This is a messenger RNA of Patella vulgata (common limpet), 2020 nucleotides long. RefSeq lists its product as uncharacterized. Lineage: Eukaryota; Metazoa; Mollusca; Gastropoda; Patellidae. The record is from RefSeq and is a predicted model, not a curated record. The transcript has 8 exons. Bases 55 to 2001 code for a protein of 648 amino acids.
UAAUGAUAUUCGUGUCGAAUCUUCAAACAAGUUAGUUGAGUGGUAUUAACCGUUAUGAUAUUUAUAAUGAGGCCGCAAUCAAGACUAAUGACAAAAUGUACGAUUCUCCUUUUCUGUUUAAUGACAGGAACAUUUGCCAGGACAUUAGAAGAAUUGAUAAUUGAGCUCAAAGAUAAAACAGAAUCAUUGCAGGUAAAGAAACAAACCCAGUUCAUUCCAUUGUUAUCUUGGCAGAAGGACAAGGGCGUAUAUGGAAGUGAAGUGAAACUUAAUUUUCAUGGGUCUUCCCAUCUAGCGUUUGUGAGAGAUGAGUUCAGUGUAUUUGACAACAACAUGUUCGUCACAGCAUGGGUGACGUCUUGUCUUCUAGAAGCCUAUCGUUACGGUGGAGCACCCAAACCAUCCCGGUCACAUAUCCAACUUUCCCUUAACUCUAUCAACCAGUACAGAAACAAGAACAGGAAAUAUGAAAAUUCUAUCAUGUCGUUCUGGCCACAAGUUUACAACGAAACAACAUCAACUUAUAUCAGUACACCAGCUAAUCUAUUAAAACUAUUUGAUGAAACUGAUGGAUUACCAGUAAAAACUAUUGAGGACAUUCUUAAACUUUUUGGCUUCAACGACAUUGGUAAAUUAAUAGAGCGAUUACUUGGUGAAAAACCGAUGUUCAGAAGUGCGUUUCAUAUUCCUCCAGAUUUUGAUGACACUUUUGUGAACCUUGGCCUUGGUGCUCUUUUGACUGAUUUAAAGGCAGAUUUUGGCACAGAACAACAAAGUUGGAUGGGCAGUAACACUAACCUUACGUCAGUAUUCGAUGCUUUGAAGAAGUAUGCGUAUCGACCUUUCUCUAACGAUAGCAAAAUUAAUACAAUUGAUCCAAGAAGCUACUACUAUCUGAGCACAUUUCUUGAAGAAGCAUUGAAUGAUGCGACUGAUCUUGCAUUAACACCAACAUGGAUCAGUGAUAUUGAUGAAACUAGUAAUAUGAGAAGUAAAGGUGUUUCAAUGCCUUUUAAUAUAAAUAAUGUGGAUGUCACUGUAUCGUCAAAUGUUAUUUAUGGUAUAACCUCGUCUAUAUUAACUGGUCUGAUACCUGCUAGUACUCUAGAUGAUUUUGACAUACAGCAAAUUUACCUGAAUACCACUAAUAUGGUUGCUUAUCAACUAAGGACAGACUUUCACCAACGACGUGAUCUGGCUUUAACUUACUACCCAUCGGUAUUUGAACUAUACUGGUUUGUUGCUCGAACUGUCUUCCUUUUAAACGAAAAAUCUAAAUAUAGUAAACUUCCACACCAGGAUCUAGAAACGGUACUGGCCACCCUUGAACCAGUACUAGAAACUCAUGUCACUUCAAAAAUAUUAACUCAAGCCAAACCUGAAGGAUCGGACAUGCUAUACUUUGAUGAUUUCUUAGGGGAUGGGGAUUACGAUGACAAGAACCAUACACUUGUGAAAGGAGACGACAGAAUAUUUACAACAGCUAUGGCGGUGAAUACCUUAAUUUCUACAUGGUCAAUAUUUGACGACAAGUCAUCCAAAUUAUGCUGGAAAAAGGAUGUGACCUUGAAUGUGAAGAACGUAAUAUCUAAGUGUGUAAAUUGGUUAUUAAAGUAUACACUGAGUGCUGAUUUUAAACCAUGGAAUUCUUUCUUCUCGGGAUCUGGUAAAGGGAUUGAUAGUAUGCCGUUCUUUUUCCCUAUCAACAGAUUUGAGUUCCUGAAUGGUACCAAAAUUACUGAUUAUAAUCACUUUCCACAUGGAGCCCCGUAUAUUAUUGGGUUCCAAGGCGUUCUUCCAAAAUCUUCUUAUGAUAAUAUGGUUCAAAAUGAAACUCAUUUCGGGAGGAAAACGACUACCAGAUUUAGUGGGUAUAAUUCGGGCAAUGGCUAUUUUCCUUUCUGGUCGUCAGAGCCCUACACCUAUGCAACAAGCAUGUUGGCGUUAUCACAGUUUAAUAACAUUAUUAAGGAUGAUAUAAAAACCAACUUGAUCGGUUAAUAAAAUCCUCGUCAAUUGA